Molecule: messenger RNA, 5243 nt
Organism: Mytilus californianus (California mussel)
Lineage: Eukaryota; Metazoa; Mollusca; Bivalvia; Mytilida; Mytilidae
Product: nostrin-like
Exons: 16
Coding region: 103-1617 (504 amino acids)
Cellular component (GO): cytoplasm; plasma membrane
Molecular function (GO): protein binding
Source: RefSeq, a predicted model, not a curated record
CCUUUCUGUAAACAUUGCCACAUAUGUAACCCUCCUAGGAAUCGUCCUCUACAGAGACAGAGAAGUUUCUUCCCAGAAUCAGUUCAAAACUGGAUUAGAGGAAUGAAAUCCCCUUAUGGAUUAAAUGAUAUAACACAGAGCCUUAAUGGGUUUGAAGAAUUGAGGAAGUACAUAAAACAUGGCAGCGAGUUCUGUAAAGAAGUGGCUAAUAUUUUACAAGAGAGAUCUGAUUUAGAAAGUAAUUAUGCAAAAAAUCUGCAGAGAUUGAGUGGAAAAUUGUUAAAAGUUACUUCUAAUAACAUUGGAACAUUAGCAGAAGGAUGGAAGGCUGUAGCUACUAUGAUGGAACAGGAGUCAGAUCUCCAUAAAAAUCUAGCAGUAGCGUUUGUUGAAGAAAUAAGUAAACCUUUAAAACUCUUGGUAGAAGCACAGAUUAAAGCCAGAAAACCUAUUGAGGUAGCUGUUGAUAAAAGUUUAAAGAAUCUAACAGAUAGAAGGACAGAAGAAUAUAGAGCAAAGAAAUCUGCAUAUGCAUGUGCAAAAGAUUAUGAAAAAGGAGAAGAAUCCAAAAAUGAAUCUAAAGCAGGAAAUAAAAAACACUCAGACAAAGAUAAAAUUAAGCUGGAGAAGAAAUGUGACCAGUUCAGUAAGUCCUUAAAGAAAGCUGACAAAGAUUACUGUGAAUUGUGUGAAAAAGCUGAAGCUGCAAGACAAGAGUGGGACUCUAAUGUAUUAAAGGGAAGUGCCCAGCUCCAGUCUUUAGAAGAGGAUCGAAUAUCAAAGAUGUCAGAAUAUUUAAACCAAUACAACAGUCACAUGUCAGUGAUGGGUCCAAAAAUAACUCAGAGUUGUGAUAGACUAAAUGAGGCUGUGGUGGCAGUUGAUUUACAAGGAGACCUGAGGACAAUAGUGCAAAAGAAAGGAUCGGGAGUAGCAGCUUCAGAACAGAUAUUAAUUGACUGUUAUGCAGAAGAUAUGCAAUUUUCUAUGAAACCAGAACGACGAAAAAAUUCAUUACAAAAUUAUUUAUUAUUUAUAAGACAAUCAAUAGAAAGAGAAAGAAAAGGGCGAGAAGGUGUAGAAAAACUAGUAGAAGUAUAUAACCAAAGACCUGGUUUUGCAGACCCAGAAACACAAAUUGAGACCAAACAGAGGUUACUGCAGGUUACAUAUAUGAUGAAUUUCUUAGAAGCCAGCCAUUUUAAAUUAGCCAACAGUUUUGCUACCUUAGAUAAACAACAGAAAAUGGAACACAAAUUUGCCCAGUAUAUAGAAACUACUAGAGAUAAACAGGGAGUAGCAGUAUCAACAUUACGGUUACCAGCAAACCUGGCCAAUGAAGGGAAUUCAGGUUAUGAUGUGACAUCGGUUACACUUACUACCCUUGCUAGUCAAGGCAAUGAGAAUGAAACUGGUUUUGCUGAUGAUGAGUUUGAAACAGAAUCUAUAGGACAGUGUAAGGCCUUGUAUGAUUAUGAAGCUACACAUCAUGAUGAGUUGACCAUAUCUGAAGGAGAUAUUAUAAACUUGUAUGAUAAACAACAAGAUGGCUGGUGGCAAGGAGAAUGUGGGGGUAACAUUGGUAUAUUUCCAGCAACUUAUGUACAGGAAUUCUGAUAUUCUCCAUGAACAUUUGUGUAAAGAUAUAAGUGGUAACAGAUAUUAAAUAUGGCAUUGACUAGUUUUUAAAGUAAGUAAUUGUGAACUAAGCUUGUUAAUUAACAAUUCCAAAUAUUUUGGUGUUAGAUAUGAUGAACCUAUUGUACUGCCUUUAUGUUUUUAAGAUAAGAAAUGCUGAAUUAUUUUAAAAAAAAAAGACUUGAUACAAUUUAUGUAAAGGAAAAGGCCUCAAAAGUUUUUAUCUGUAAGUAUUUUUGAAUCUUAAUUCAAAUUUUGAAGGCCUUACUUUGGAUUUAAAUACAAAAAGAAUAAAUUAUUUUGCUAAAACACAAGUAAAAGUAAUUGUAGCGGAGGGGGCAUUAAGUUUUACCCUUGUCCGUCUGUACGUACGUCCCAAAAUUGGUUUCCAUUCUCUAACUUUAAUUUGCCUCAACCAAAUGUAAUGAAACUUGUUACCACAAAACACAGAUCAAGUUUGAAUUUUGGUGGCGUCACUUUUACCGUUCUAGAGUUAUGCCCCUUUACAAAUGAAAAAAUUGCUGAAUUUUUCGUUUCCAUUCUCUAACUUUAGUUUGCCUCAACCAAAUGUUAUGAAAUUUGGGUAGCGUCACUUUACAGUUCUUGAGUUAUAUCCCUUUAUUAAGUUAUAUGCAAGCGGGGGCACCAUCUGUGGCCCAUGGACACAUUCCCCAUUUAUUUAUAAAUCAUCUCAUUACAAACAAAGAAAAUAUUGUAAUAUUAUAAGUACAUUCAUUACACAUUUUAAAUGAUUCGUAGGGGAAAGUAGAUUACCAGUCAAGUCCAUUUUCAAGUAUCCUACAUCAACUUUAUAUAGAUUAUUUAGCCUGCCAUUUUUCACUUUUUUUUUAUUUUAUUAUAAAUUAGAUAUAUUUAGGCUUUAGCUUUAUUAUACAAUUUUGUUGUAUUCUUUAAAUCAAAGCUCUUUAGUCAUUCAGAUUUUGAAAAGGUCCGAAGUGUGUCAGAAUGUAUUGUAAGAAAAUUUUUACUGUGUUGAAAUAUUUUUUUUGAUAUUAUUUUAAAGUUAUGUCAUAUCAGAAAGUGCAAUAUGAUUUUGAGAUUUGCCAGUUAGCAUAAUCUUUCAACUUACCUCAAAUGCAUGUUAUGAAUGUAUGUUAGAAACUCUACUAAAAUUAACACACUGCUGUUAUAUUAGAAAACUUGUUGUAAAAGUUUCUGAAUUGCUGAUUGAUUUAUUGUUAGUUUCUUGACAUUUCUUUGUUACAGUUAAAAUCUAUGUAUAAAAAAUGCAAAAUGUGUGCAAAAAUAUAGAAAAAAAUUGAUAUUAGGAUUACAUUAAUGAAUAAUGCUGAAGAAUUACUUCCCCUUAGUAGGGUGCAGUGAAAUAAAGGUAAAAUAUAGACUUACAAUUUUAUAUCAUAGAACCCCCCAACAGAUAUUUACACUGCUGUCUUGUGUGUAAUUUCCAAGUUUAAAAAAUUAAAAUCAAAGAAGGAAACAAAAUGAAUUAUUGUAUUUUAGCUUAAUGUAUUGUAUAUAUUGAUGAUAUAUCAGGAAUAAGUGCUAUUAAUGUAGGUGUUCUGUUUGCUUUGUGAUACAUGUAUUGUUCUAUCACAGAUUUUUUUUCAUAUUCAAAAGGAAUUUUCUGUUUUUCAGUGAGAUACAUGUUGACAUGUUCUUAUUUCAUUAUUUUGAAUAAUUUCCUUAGUUUUAUCAUAUUUCACCAAAUAUUAUUCUUCAAAUAUCUUUUGUAUCAUUUCAUUUUUGUUCACUUUGCUGAAUGGCAUCACCUUAUACCUAUAGUCUGUUAACUAGUUAAAAUAAUAUAUUGGAAACACCAUACCAAUUUGAACUAAACAUUUUAACAGUCACAAAUAAAGUGUCUAUCUUCAAAAUUAUAUAGAUGUUUCAUCAUCAUUCAUCCAACAUGACUUUGAUGAAAUUACAAACACCAAUAUUGAUUUUUUUAUCAGAAAUUGCUGAUAAUUAAUGUUGAUUCAUUUAUUUAUGUUGGCUCCAAAUUUUUGUGAUUUAAAGAAAAUAGUGUGGUUACUUGAUUCUGUGGUUUCAACCAGUUCUACUUACAAGCUUACAGGGAAUUUAUUGUUCAACUACAGCUAUGAAAUUCUCAAAAAUAUUACCCCAUGAAUAGUUAUGACUCCACAGUAUUGAAUAUUCCAGUACAUGUCUUGAAUGAAUGCUUACAUUAUUUUACAAAGUGAUACUUUUAUGCUGUAUGUCAGGAUUAAAAAUGAGGAUCCCUGUCUGCCUAUCAAGAUAGCCAAUUGUAGUUUGCUUUUAGAUUAUUUCACCCAUAUAACCACUUAUUUUUUUAUAUAGUUUCUAAAUCACAGACAUGCAUUUGUUACUAGAAUUAGAUUUCUGUUAAAAAGAUUUUAAUUUCAUGAAUUUUCUCAAACUGCUGAACUUCUUUCUUUUAAUAUGAUAUACUUUUCCUGAAAAAAGUCAAAUAGUAUUUGAAAUGCUUGUCACAAAACAUUUUUGUAUUUAUUGAAUAUUUCAAGUAUUGGAGAAGAAAGAUUAAUAUUUUUAAAAAAGAUUUAGAUGAAGGUACAGUAUCUCUGAAAAUUCAUAAAAAAAAACUCUGACAUAGGAGGAAAAUUCACAGAUCUUUUAAAAUGACUUAUUCCAGAUACUAAUUACAUGCAGAACGCUUUCUAGACAAUAAAAAGGUAAAAAUAUGAUGUAAUUUGAGUUUGAGUUUGAGUUAUUUCCCUUGGCCACCACAUUGGAGGUUAACUAAAUGAUUUUUUUUUCUAAGGUCUAGGGGUCCGUAUAACAAGAUGAAUUUGGCUGAUUUAUGAAGAAAUAUGUUCAUGUUGACCUCCAACAUGGUGACAAAAGGAAAAUAAGCCUACUCAAGUUGUGUCAAUCAAAAACUAUCUAUUUUCUAAUUGCAAAUUAGAUACAUGUAAAUUUUUUCCUAAUUUCAUGAGUAUAUUACUUCAUAAACAAAAUAAGCCAUUGUAUUCAAAAAGAAGUGAUUAUCUAGGAAUAUCUCUAAAGUCUGCAUAUGUUUACAGUAUGAGCCAUCAGGAUCUUUCUUUAAAUGAUUUAACAUAAUUUACUCGUAAAUGAAGAACAACAAGAAUGAAAGGUCACUUGAAUAUCAGUUUAUUCCUAGUGUACAUCAAUAUCAUAUCCCCCCUUUUUUCAAUUGAUCAUAUCUAUAGCUCUUGUUACCUGUUGUUUAUGUCUCAUAGUGGUUUGUAAUAGUUACAAGUUUGUAUCUUCUUGUUAUAUGUAAAUAAUGUUAAUUGUUACUCUGAAACUCAUUGCAGAAUAUAUUAUAUUAUUACUGCUUAUAAUAUAUAUGUGUUCAUGUUGUUAUCAAAAAUUGUGAUAUAUAUCAUGUUUGGAAACCCUGUUUCAUUUAAAAGUAAUGAAAAGCUGUUGACCAUGUUUUAUAUCACCAGAUAGCUAUUUGCAAUAAAAGGAAGAAAAAAAAACAUCUACAAAUAUGACAACAUAAAAUUCAAUACUGUAAAGAAACUUUGUUAGUUGUACUUAUUAAAUGAUACUUGCAUGAAUAAGACAAAAUUGAAAUAAGGUUUUCAUAGUGUUAUUUCAUAAACUAUUUGAUAUAUAAAUAAAUCUAUUAGCAGAAUAAAUGCUUCAGUAUU